AUGGAAACUCUGAAACGAUUCAAAAAGUUUCACGCUCUCCGUUCAGAAGUGAAAGACCCUCAUAAAACUUUCGAAGACAUUAUUGUCUUUUUGAACGGAAUCGCUCGCAAUUGGCUCGGAAUGGACGUCACGGAAUUGGACUUUUCCUUCGUUAAUCCUCGGUACAUCUUCCUGUUGCUGAUUAUGAGCAGCUUCCUGUAUGCCGAUGUGGAAGCUGCUAUCCUUUCCGGAGACGUCGGUGGUUUUGCGUACAACAUAGCCGUGCUCGGAUUCGGGCUGCAAGGAUUCGCCAAAUUCGAAGCGUAUGUUUACCGCAAGGAAGCCAUGUACACUCUCAUUAGGAAGAUCUACGCUUUUCUAGCAAAGAACAAAGAAAACGAUCGUUUGAACGAAAUCCUGAAGAAUAAUGUAACGGUCGUUUUGAUGAUGGAACGAUUCUAUAUCGGUCUGUAUGGUUUCGUGUUUGUUACCAUGAGCAUCUUCGGGUUAAUCACGUCCCUAUUUACUGGAGAACGGCAGCUGUCGUUUGGAUUUCAGUUUUCGUUUCUGGACACCUCUCAAUGGCCCGGAUUUGUGCUGACCUACAUUUACCAAGUGAUUGGGGUACUGAUGGUGGUAAUAAGCUCGUGCUGUAACGACGUUCUCAUCGUGGCCGUCUACGUCAAUGCUCUGGCAAUGUACGAUUGCAUCAUGUCCGAUUUGAAGGAGCUGUCCAAGGAAUCGCAGCAGAAAAAGAGCCCCACUAACCUACGGAUUGCAGAAGAACGAAUGAAGUCAAUCAUAACACAACAUCAGGAUUUGCUCGACUUCCUCAACUUGUCGAACGAAGUGUUCAGUUCAUACUUUCUGAUGAGCCUCGCGUGUAUGACUGGCACGAUUGCCGUUUUGCUAAUCGCGUUGGUUUGGGUGCGCUGGUAUUCGGCCAUUGUGAUUUGCUUUGCUGCAUCGUUCCAGAUCUUUUCACUUUGCCUGCUGGGAACCCUUUUGCUAGUGAAGAGCGAAGAACUGAUCGAACAGGUGUACAUCAUCACCUGGUAUGAUUUGGACCUGUCGGUUCAACAAUCUCUGAAAUUGCUUCUGCUCAUGUCUCAAAACAUCAAGGAGAUAUCGUACCGCUUUGGAGUGAUGAACAUGGAGACCUAUGUACAGAGCCACAAAAUGAUCUACAGUUUCUUUACCAUGCUGGUUACAACACAGGAGUAGAUUCAAAUCGUUCAACACCUCGUUUUCAGCACACAACACCACUUACUAGAUGAUAGAUUAACACACGUUCAGAAGCACUUAAAAGU
Molecule: messenger RNA, 1289 nt
Organism: Ochlerotatus camptorhynchus
Lineage: Eukaryota; Metazoa; Arthropoda; Insecta; Diptera; Culicidae
Product: putative odorant receptor 83c
Exons: 5
Coding region: 1-1203 (400 amino acids)
Biological process (GO): detection of chemical stimulus involved in sensory perception of smell; sensory perception of smell
Cellular component (GO): plasma membrane
Molecular function (GO): olfactory receptor activity; odorant binding
Source: RefSeq, a predicted model, not a curated record